Arctia plantaginis is the source of this 1239-nucleotide messenger RNA. Lineage: Eukaryota; Metazoa; Arthropoda; Insecta; Lepidoptera; Erebidae. The record is from the annotation of a GenBank genome assembly.
AUGGCUUCAAUGUUGAUAAUGUUACAGAUUGUUAGUUUCUUGGACUUGUUGUCAAUUGGCCUGAUUGUCCCGCAACUAACGAACCAUGCUAGACAGUUGGGAUUAAAUUUCUUUCACAUUGGAAUGAUAGGAGCGCUAUAUUCGGCUUGCCAAACGAUAUCAGCACCAAUCAUAGGUAGCUUAAGCGACAUACGAGGCACAAAACCAAUAUUCUUGUUAUGUUUGGGCAUUUGUUCCUUUUCAUACGUCUGGUUGGGAAUAACAUCGUCUAUAAUUAUAUUUAUGAUGUUAAGGGGAAUUCUAGGAAUAUUUAAACAAAUACAGUUGCUAGUGAAAGCGGUUAUAGCAGAAAAUUGUAAUGAUACUAAUGAACAGGGUGUGUUGUAUGGCAAGUUGAUAGCAAUUGCAGGAUUGGGCAUGUCUGUCGGGCCUGUCGUAAGCGGGCACGUCAUUGAGGCGUACCCAACCAACGGUUUUACUAUACUCUCGUGUGUAGUAGGAGCUGUGUUUGCAGUAAAUAUAGGUUUCAUAUAUUCAAUACCAUUCAAAUGUAAAGAUAAGAAAGAAAUACCGAAUGGAGAGGCUGUAACGCAUACGUUACUUCAGUCAAUGGGCAACACACUGAAGGAAUCUGUGAAUGAGUUCUACAAGGUCGACUGGCCCAUCUUUUGGGACGUGUUUGUAUAUAAAAUGCUAAUGGCACUCACAAUGGGACUCUAUUUUAGUAAUUUUGCGUUAUUCUUGAAGACGGAACAUGACGUUUCACCGAAAAGUAUAGGGUAUAUGGUAGCUUUCCAAGGUGUUAUAGGAGCUUCAAGCAAUCUUUUAAUUAGACAUAUAAACAAAUUGUACAAAGUUGAUACAGAUUAUAGUAAACGAAUAUUUCACAUUUUUCUUAUUAUAACAUUAUCUUUAGUUGGUUUAGCGUCUGUACCUGAAGCGUAUAUGUAUAUAGUUUUUAUAGUACCAAAAUCAGUAUGCUUGUCGAUAGCCAGAGUUGUGUUGUUAGAGAUGACAACAAGUAGAGGUAAUCCUGACCAAAAAGGAGCAAUCAUGGGAGUAUCAAAUAGUGUGAAGUCCUUGACAGGUGUAAUAACGCCAAUUAUUAGUGGUGUAGUAACUCAGUAUUUAGGUAUAAGAUACGCAUUUUAUGUGGCUGCAUGCUUUAAUGGCAUAGGGACUGUUUUAAGUUACUGUAACUUGAAGAAACCAAAGACAAAAAAAGAGAAAAUAAAAUGA